Poecilia latipinna (sailfin molly) is the source of this 711-nucleotide messenger RNA. It is a transcript of the gene agmo, whose product is annotated as alkylglycerol monooxygenase. NCBI's taxonomy places the organism in Eukaryota, Metazoa, Chordata, Actinopteri, Cyprinodontiformes, Poeciliidae. The record is from RefSeq and is a predicted model, not a curated record. The transcript has 3 exons. The coding region runs from base 23 to 265 and encodes 80 amino acids.
GUCUCAGUUAACUAUUUUCGGGAUGACCAGCUACGUUUUGCUUACUCUCACCUCCCUGGGCUUCAUCAUUGAGCAAAGGCCAUCAUCAGCCUUCUUGGAGACGAUUCGCUGCGUUGUCAUGGUAAUGCUGAUGCGGUACAGCUACCUGAGGUCCGCCUUGCCUUUACUCUCUGUCCCCACUGAGGCCUUUGUCUCCCUCUCGCUGCUCUACUGGGCCCUGCAGAGCGUCUCCCAGCUGCUCAGCAUCAAGAAGAAAGACGACUGAGACACCGACGAGAUCCAGGAAGAACGGGGACGUCUGGAUUCAAAGGAUUUCAUCUUAGCAUGUUUUGAUCUGUCAAUCUAUUAAGUUGUAGUUUAUUAGGAAAAAGAAACAGAAUUGGUUCAGCUUCUGCUUGAUUUUAACCUUUUAAUGCGCAGCUGCUUCAAGCUUGUUUAUAACAAAAGCUUAAUUAUGUAAAUGAGCCAUUAACAAAGAGAAAAUAGGCUGAUAAUUUUGCCAAAACAUUAUUCAUUUUUAGAAGUAUUAUGUUUAAAAUGUCACUGCUAUCAUAGGUGCUGCAGUCCACAGUGAAGGACCAAUAAAUCCCUCUUAUCAGAAGAGUGCUGUUCAUACUGAAGCUGUUCAUUUCAAAGCUAGAACAGAAUUGAUGCUCAACGAUGUACAGUCCGUUUUCCAUUUCUCAUUGAAAUAAAAGUACUUAAAUUCUU